GCUCAACGCGGUGCCCGGAAGCGUCCGACUGGGCAGGACGGCUGAUGGAGAAAGGUUCCGGGGCAGGUUUAGUUCCGGGGGCUCCUCCGCAUGAACCGCGGCCGCUGCCGCCGCCUCGGCUGCGACGAUGAUCCCGAUCCCGGUGGUGGUGUGCGUGCUGGGGGGCUGGUGCGCCGUCUACCUGGUGGAUACGCUGCUCAAGUCAUCCAACUCUCUGAAGGCAUCUUAUGAAGACUGGCUGCUGACAUAUGGCUUGAGCAUCUCUCCUUUUCACAUGCGAUGGCAAACAGCUCUCUUCAACCGCCAGUUCUACAACUGGGGGAGAUGGAAACCCAGAUUUCUGUAUUUAUGGUUCAGCAUAGGAAUGGUGUUUGGUAUAGUUGCCAUGUUUGGCUCUGUUAUUCUUCUCGGAAAGACACUGAUGCAAACGCUGACACAGAUGCUCACCGAGGCACCGAAAGCCCAGAAUGAUCGUAUGCUGCAAGUUGUGGUGCCUGGGGUAAAUUUGCCUGUCAGCCAGCUGACUUAUUUCUUCUCUGCAAUCCUCAUCAGUGGUGUGAUACAUGAAGUCGGCCACGGGGUGGCAGCUAUUCGAGAACAAGUACGAUUUAAUGGAUUUGGGAUUUUUAUCUUCAUUGUCUAUCCUGGAGCAUUUGUUGACCUCUUUACAACCCACUUGCAACUGAUAUCUCCAGUCCAACAAUUAAGGAUAUUUUGUGCAGGAGUGUGGCAUAAUUUUGUUCUUGGUGUUGCAAGUUUCAUGGGUUUGUUUCUGCUGCCAGCCAUUCUUUUCCCUUUCUAUUACACGGGUGUUGGGGCACUCGUCACUGAGGUCGCAGAGGAUUCUCCUGCCAAUGGACCAAGAGGUCUUUUUGUGGGAGACCUUGUCACUAACCUACAAGACUGCCCAGUUUAUAAUGUGGAAGACUGGAAUUCCUGUCUGGGAGACAUUUCAGAGAAGUCACAGGUUGGCUACUGUGUAAGUGCAGCCAACCUACAGCAAUUAAGUUUUCCAGCUAGAGUCUAUAGAAGACUCGAUGGCACAGUUGAAUGUUGUAGUAACAACAGCCUCACAGAUAUCUGCUUUUCAUAUAGCAAUAACAUGGACAACCACCUGUAUGCCUGUCUGCCAGCACGAAAAGUUAUUGAGGCCAGCAAAGUUUGUCGGACCAACAUGGACUGCCAGAAGGAAUUUAUUCCAAGCUUUUGUGUGACUCCUUCUUUAGAGAACCAAACAAGGCUAAUCCGGGUAAAACAUCCACCCCAUAUUGACAUGCUGUAUGUAGGACACCCCAUGCAUCUUCAGUACACAGUAAGUCUCAGCAGUUUUGUACCACGACAAAACUUUCUAAGCAUUGAUCUGCCUGUGGUGAUAGAGACAUUCUGCAAGUACCUAAUUUCACUGUCAGGAGCACUGGCAGUUAUCAAUGCUGUACCCUGCUUUGCUUUGGAUGGUCAGUGGAUAUUAAAUUCAUUCCUGGAAGCCACUCUGAGCUCCCUGGUUGUAGAAAAACAAAACAGAGAGCUUGUUGGCUUUUUAAUUUUACUUGCUGGUAGUGCACUUUUGGCUGCCAAUGUUGCACUAGGACUUUGGAUGGUGACAGCACGAUAGAACAUUGGAUAUACUUCUAUCAGUUCUCAAAGUACACAGAAAUAAUGAAUCCAUUGCCUUUUAAAACUUAUUCAGUACUGAGAUUGAAAUAAUUCCCUUAAAAUGACACUGAAAGAAAAAUCACUAGUGGCUGCUGUUUUAAUUUAAAACUGUACAACAUUGUGCCUGUAGUCAUGGGAAAUCUAAUAGAAGUAGGAACGUUUUUAUAUACUCUUUAAGCACUGUACUGAUUUUGGAGAAAUUGCAUUGUAAAGUUUCACAGGAAAAAACCUAAGACCUCAUUAAUUUAGAUCUUAAAAUAAUGGAAUUAUUUGGCCUCAAACAUUUGUAAAAUGGGAGAAAAAAAAACACUUAGCUUUUAUUUUAUAAUUUGAAUAACUGUCAUAAAAUCUGUGUGGGCUUUGAUCAUUUCUCAGUCAGCAUAGUCUUGAGUGUCUUGUUUUGUUUAUUUAAUCUGGUAUUCUACCAAACUGGGCUCUAAGAAGCCCUAAAGUCUGAUCUCAGAAUGGUGAAAUGCUAAGUAAAUGCUUACCGCGUGUUAAUGAGGAGAGAGAGGCCAUAUGGGUUAGUAUCUUUCCUUUUCAGCUGGCCAAUAUGACUGGAAGCUUGUCCUCAGGAUGUAGAUGAGAAGUGCCAAUGUCUGUUAAGAAUGAGGCAUGUGGGAGGAUAACAAAGCCCACAUGUCUGUGUUUCUUACACACUGAGUUGUAUAUUAUCAUACUCAGCUGAAGACUUUUUAAAGGCAAUAUUUGUCAGCAAUAGCUACAAAAUAACUGAAAUUUAGUUUCUGAGUGCUGAAGUAUGCUGUGUACAAUUAUUCCUUAAUGAUAAGUAAUGUUUGUGUUGUUUUACUCAGAAAAUACUAUAUUAUACCUGUUUACAGUUAAAAGUGAAAUCUGUUGUUUUUAUGGUGUCUCUCUUUUGAUGCUAUGCAUGUAAUAUGUACAGUAACUCGCUGAUGGUUUUCUGUCUUUCUAAGCAUUGUUUUCCUUUGCUAGGAUUCAUUCUAUUCAAAGAUAGCUAACAAAGAUGUUUAGAUGAAGUUGGUCUUGAAUCAGAAUUGUUUAGAGGAAGAAUAUGAUUGUGAAUUGAACUAUUUAAACAUUUGGCUUUGCUUUCUGAAAUGAAUACAGACCAUAUCCUUGUUCUUAAAUGAGCAGUGGAAGAACAGUCAGUGUUUUGCUGACUGAAGUAUAUCUGACAUACUUUGAAGCUCUAAGUCUGUAAUAUUUUGUAUGCAUUAAGAUUAUAUAUUGACUGUCACGUCCACCUGUGAAAUAUUGCCCAGUUUACAUAAAAUAUUGCCUAGUUUAUAUAAAUCAGAUUCCAUCAGAGACUCAGUAUAGGCUGAUACUCAAAAAAAAAACAAAAAAAAACAAAACAAAAAACCAAACAAACAAACAAAAAAAAAAAAAAAAACCCAAACAAACCCCAAAAAAACCCCUUCUGGUUUGACAGUCUAAAUAUUUGAAACAGGAAAAUUUUGAAAAAUACCCUGCAACUUCUGGCCUGUGCAGGGCUCCCCACAGGAGCUGCUGCAGCUCAAGAGUUCCUUUACAGAAAUGGCCUUUCCAUCAGGAGCUGAAGUGGAAGCUAAGCUCAUGGAUACUGGCCUUCAGGGAGUAUGGAAGCAUUAAUGACCAGCUAACAUAGAUUCUCUUGGCAGUAGAGGUAAAAGCCUGGGUAAUUUUAAAAGUGGGGUUGAGCCCAAAAUCUGGUGCUAUUUCAUGGAUUCGUAACUAUGAUGUUUGCAUUUGCCUGCUGAUUUGUUACUGUAUUUUUGCACAGUAGCCUUCACACUUACUGAAGAUGUAUUCUUUUUUUAAGAUGACGCAGGCAGUAAUGAGAGAGCGUGUUUGUUUAUUUGUUGUUGUGUUAGUUUACUUACCCC
This is a messenger RNA of Tyto alba (common barn owl), 3503 nucleotides long. It is a transcript of the gene MBTPS2, whose product is annotated as membrane bound transcription factor peptidase, site 2. Gene Ontology annotation, molecular function: protein binding; metalloendopeptidase activity. The coding region runs from base 128 to 1612 and encodes 494 amino acids. Gene Ontology annotation, cellular component: membrane; cytoplasm. NCBI's taxonomy places the organism in Eukaryota, Metazoa, Chordata, Aves, Strigiformes, Tytonidae. Gene Ontology annotation, biological process: regulation of response to endoplasmic reticulum stress; membrane protein intracellular domain proteolysis. The transcript is spliced from 11 exons. The record is from RefSeq and is a predicted model, not a curated record.